UCUUCUUUUGCAGAGAAGAGCGACGCCGAAAUGAAGGAACUAAUAUCCUGCGUUAUAUCGAAGAUUCCAGAUGCUAGCAGUUUCAACGACACGCUCGACAGAAUGGUCAAGGACCUCGGAUGCACUGAAAGACUCUGCGCCGUGCGAAAGCUGUGCGACCACGAAGAUGUGGAGGGGGCCUUAAGGAGACAUGUGACAGCUGCUCAACUUGAACUGCUGCAUGGCUUGACAGACAGCUGUUCAAACUUAGUCAAUCGUUGCUCCUCACAAAAUCACCACUAAAAUAAAAAAAAAUUACUUUCUUUA
Ixodes scapularis (black-legged tick) is the source of this 306-nucleotide messenger RNA. RefSeq names its product antimicrobial peptide microplusin-like. The transcript is spliced from 4 exons. The record is from RefSeq and is a predicted model, not a curated record. Bases 31 to 282 code for a protein of 83 amino acids. Lineage: Eukaryota; Metazoa; Arthropoda; Arachnida; Ixodida; Ixodidae.